Molecule: messenger RNA, 2612 nt
Organism: Rhagoletis zephyria (snowberry fruit fly)
Lineage: Eukaryota; Metazoa; Arthropoda; Insecta; Diptera; Tephritidae
Source: RefSeq, a predicted model, not a curated record
GGUAUAAAGCUAAGUAACUCUAUUGCGGUAGUGAUUUUUACUUAGCUCCAUAAACCGGUAACUAAUUUUUUUAACGAAUUUACCAUAUUUUUGCAAGGUUCUGGAAUUCGUUAAUUCGUACUAAUGGAUUUUCCGGCAGGGUUCUGGAAUGCAUAGAUACUACUAGUACGUGUGUAAACACAUUGCCUUCUAAAAAAUUAUCAAAAAUAAAAAAGACUCGGCCACUUACUUUUUAGUAAUUAACUGCAUCCCGUACGCAAUAGAAUUGAGUUUGUGUUUUGUGAGAGAACGUUAUAUUUUUUUUAACGAAAUUCUAGAAAGUUAACAAAAAUGAAGCAUUCAAGGAAUAUAAUAAUUUUUGUGGGAUUCUUAAGCGUUUGCUUGGUUCAGCAAAUAAACAGUCUGCCGCAAGCUGGCCGCGGUUGGUCUCCUGCACGUCCAAAUGCCACUUCCUACAAUAACCAUUGGCAGCAAAAACUUCAGACGACGCGAUCAUCAACACAAAAUCAGCAACCUAAUUGGCAAUCUAAUGGUGGCUGGAGCUGGCUCCUAGCAAAUAAUAGUGCUCCGCAAAAACCACAACAGCAACAACAACCGCAAUGGCAACAAGGUAAUGGUACUCGCCGACUUGUGAGUGGUGCAGCUUAUCAAUCAGAAGGCGAAAGAGUUUGGUUAAAUAAUAACCAAUCACAUCCGUUUAUCCAAGUGCCUGGUUUUGGAAAUCGUCCAAAUUUCGCAAUAGCUAAACAACCGAAUCGAAACAACUCAUUGGCAACAGUUAGUAAUUAUGGAUUCGGUUGGAGAGCGCCACAGCCCAAUUACUUGGGACCGGUUGGCAAUAACUCGUCAACACAAAAUGUUCCUACAACGCGUCAGCCCUUCGGAAACAAUGGCUGGCAAAGAAAUCCCUCAGCAGCCAGUACUUGGAAUAUUGGGCGUCCCGCCGCCUAUAAUUCUACAACAGGUGGACAGAAUGCUGGCAAUUGGUAUUCUCCUGCUAAUACAUCAACACCACCACGCAAUGCGGGUUGGACUGCGCCUAUUAAACCGAAUAUUAAUACAAACUGGAACGGUGUUGCUAGCAAUGGUACUAGUGGACGCGGUGGUGUCAACUCAUAUGCCAAUUGGAAUUCACCUCUCCCGGGCAGUACAUUUGUAGCUGGGAAUAAUAAUCAAAGCGGCUUUUUUAGCAGUGGACCAACAGCUGCUGCUCGCAACAAUUCAAACUCUGGUUACUCAGGCUUUGCACCCGUGGGAAACGGAGGCCAAUUGCCUCCUGGUAGUUAUGGUGCUAGUUCCAGUUACGGUACGCCACUAGCACCACUGGCUGGCGGAAGUUCGUGGAGCUCAAAUUCAUCACAAGCUAGCUGGAGCUACACAAAUGGACAACAGCAACCACAAGCGCGGCCUAUUAACAAUUCGAAUCCUUAUGCCAACUUAUUUUACUGAUUAUUUAAGCACGCAUAGAACUUAUUGGAUUUAUAUAUAUUGGCCAUUACGGAAUUAUUAAAUAAAUGUAUAUGUACGUACUAAGAAAAUCAACUCAUCUCAUAAUUGUUCUAGCAUCGAUAACGACUAUCUUUAAAAGACUUAGGGUCGUUUUCUCAAGUAGGUUUUAAAAUUUAUCUGCCCUUAAAACACAAAUUUCUGUUAAAAAAAAAUGUGUUUAAAUUAAUUUUAAAACCUACAUCAGAAAACGGCACUUAAUUUAUACAUACAUACAGUUACCCACAGAAGUAUUAAUUUUGUUUAUUUUCACGAUAUUUUGGUUGUACACAGCUAUAUUUCAAAUAAAAAGUAACGAAAAACAUUUAUAAUGAAAGACAUAUUGAAUAUCGUGAAAAAACUAAACAACGAAUACUUCUGUGAGUAACUGUAUGUAUGUAUUUAUUUAUUUUUUAUUUACCAAGAAUAUAUGAAAAAAAAAAAUUGUUUGCAUAAAAUUUUAAACGGAUAAUUUUUAAGACGAAACCUAUAAACUGUAGAGGUAAGCGUUAAUAAGAACAACUUUGGUUUUUUGGGGGCACAAUUGAUUCAAAGUGCCAACAAAUUUUUGAAAAAUCCAUUUUGUUUGCUAAUAGAUAGCAAUGUAGGGAAAAUCACAAGUUUUGGAAUCACACAAAAAACGCCGAAACAAGUAAACUUAACCCGAAUUAAUACUUAGGGUCAAAAUGGACCCUUCUUAAAUUUUGAAUCCGAUUUUCCCACUCGCCUUGGGUCCGAUCAAUCCAUUUUUUUACUUUAUUUUUUUCUGCUAAAAAGCUAAUAUUUUCUACCAUGGAAUUUUAAAUUGUAAUUGAAACAUUUAUUGGCUAUUGUUACCAAUUGGACCUUAGGGUCAUAAAGCACCCUAUUCUCAUAUAACAGAGAAACUUUCAACUUUCAUUGGGUUUUGGGAGGAACACAGAGCACUGGAGCCAGCACAAAUAAACGUGUACAAUAUUUAUUAUGUCAUUAGCGCAAACCAACAAUCCGCCAAACGUGGAAAGUGCAACAAAUGUCUAGGCAAAUACCACCACAACAUACCUGAAAUAUAUAAUAAAUGUGAAGAAAAACAAAUGACAAAUACUCAACGAUUAUCAAUAAAUCAGAUCAAAAUAUUUUGUUCAAUC